AUGCGUGCCAAGAUGCAGGCUGAGCUGCGCGAGCAGCUCGACGCGCUGCAGAUUUCGAUGGAGGCAGAGGCGAGGCGCGCUGAUGCCGCAGCCGAGGCGGAAGAGCUGCUGCGCGUGCAGAGCACAGGCCACAGCGUUGCGCGAGCGUUGGAGAGGCCAGCCUCCGGCUUCUCAGCGUGUCGCGAGUGCUGUGUCUCUAUCUGCCUGGUGGAUGGGUGUGGUGGGGGACUCCUGGUGGCUUUUGGUUACAAAUUUACGGAAUUACGGAUCAGCAAGGCGGCUGCGUUCCGCGGCAAGACCAUCGGCGCGCCCACCGCCGCAGCGGCCUCCGGCCCCUCGACCACCUAA
Molecule: messenger RNA, 348 nt
Organism: Emiliania huxleyi CCMP1516
Lineage: Eukaryota; Haptophyta; Isochrysidales; Noelaerhabdaceae
Exons: 3
Coding region: 1-348 (115 amino acids)
Source: RefSeq, a predicted model, not a curated record